GUCGACCCCAGUACAAUCAAAAUGCAGAUGCUCGCGUCCUCCUCUCGCUCUGCCAUCCGGGCUUCGCGCCCCACCGGCUCCAGCCGGUCGUCGGUGGUGGUCCGCGCGACCGCUGAGGCGCCCGUCGUCGAGAAGAAGGAGCGCAAGCUGGGCCCUCUGGAGCGCGGUGGCACUCUGUCCGGCGACGCUGCUGCCGGCAAGGAUGCUGGCGACAAGGCCCGCGCCAUGGCGACUGGCGUCACUGCGAAGCCUGUGACGAUCCUCCAGAUUGUCGACGGCCGCUUCCGCGACGACCGCUGGAUCGAUGGCCGCUGGGACCUGAGCCAGUUCAAGAGCGCCAAGACUGGCGAGGUUGAUUGGGACCUGGUGAUUGACGCCGAGGUGGCCCGCCGCAAGCUACUGGAGGACAACCCCAUCCCGUCCAUCAACGAGGAGCCCGUCAACUUCGACACCAGCGAGAUCCCCUGGUGGGCCUGGGUCAAGCGCUUCCACCUGCCUGAGGCUGAGAAGCUGAACGGCCGCGCUGCUAUGAUGGGCUACGUGCUGGCCCUGUUCGUGGACUCGCUGUCGGGCGCUGGCCUGAUCGAGCAGCAGGAGUCGUUCCUGGGCAAGCUGGCCCUGCACGUGUGCGUGUUCGCCAUCCUGUUGGUGCGCACCACCACGGACCUUGACAAGUACAAGGGCCUGAUUGACGAGGCCACCUUCUACGACAAGCAGUGGAACGCCACCUGGGAUGGCGUGCGGCGGCCGUCGGAGGCUGCUGACCAGUAAGCAGCUCGACUGACGCGCUCGUGCGCAUCAACGUUUUUAACUCGUUUGACCAGUGGCGUGCUAACUGAUGUUGCGGUGUGUGUUCGUCGUUGUGGAGCAGGUGGGCCAGACGUGACAGGAAACUAAAAAUGCCCCCGCAUUCUUGGCUUCCAUGGGACGCUGCAAUGACGCGCUCGUAGGGUAUGACCAAAUCAUGACAUGUGACCUGUUGACCAAAGAACAGUGAUUGACCAGAGAAGAUGACCUUCGAUGGGGUUAGCAUGCAUGUUGCGCCCCAGACAUGAGUGAUUGAUGUGAGCGGCGAGCACGACGCGGCGGAGAUUGAGUGUGGAGCAGGGAGCGCAUGGAUGCGUCGGAAAAGCGAUAUAGAAGGCAGAUACGGUGAGAGGAAGAUACAUAGGGCUCAGACAGUCUCGGGAAAGUAAGCAGCCUUUUGAAGCUGCCCCGGUCGGCAGUCAAUAUGCACACUGUGCAUGCAUGUGUAAGCCAUUGUGGCUGUUCCGGAGCUUUGGAUCUGUUUCGGAUGCACAUUUCAGCACGAGGGGAGGCAAACUGGCACACAAGCUCGUUUAGGGGCGCAGUGCAUGGCAAGAGAAGAAGUGCUGCGGUAUGCAGGCUUCGCUGCGGACGUGAUCAGACGGUGAAGGGUGUAGUAGCAGCAGACAAGGGAAGAAUGGGCGGGGGACGCUUGGACGAAAGCCUCGGUUCAGAUUGGACCCCUGCGUGUGUGCCAGUUUCGCGUGUUUCGGACUCCGCACCCCCUUCCUCGCGUGGGCCCCUGUGGUGCUGUCCGGGGCCCCGCAACGCUGAACUUGUUAUUGCGGCGGCUGGGUGCCGUGGGGUUGAGGGGAUUUUGGCCCCUGUCAGUAUUCUUCCUGGCCCUCGGAGUGCCGGUACAGCCACGGCCCGCCCAACGCCAGGGCUCCCUGCUGCUGCUCAUGGCCCUGCCCUGAUUGCUGUACAAAGCUGUACAUAAAUCUGUUAAAGUAUGCAGCCAUGGCCGUAAGACGCUGUUGUCAUGGUCGAAUUUGAGCUGUCU
Molecule: messenger RNA, 1810 nt
Organism: Chlamydomonas reinhardtii
Lineage: Eukaryota; Viridiplantae; Chlorophyta; Chlorophyceae; Chlamydomonadales; Chlamydomonadaceae
Exons: 6
Coding region: 28-771 (247 amino acids)
Source: RefSeq, a predicted model, not a curated record